Saccostrea cuccullata (small rock oyster) is the source of this 861-nucleotide messenger RNA. Its product is annotated as protein-methionine sulfoxide oxidase mical3a-like. The annotation marks the transcript as partial. Gene Ontology annotation, molecular function: nucleic acid binding. Lineage: Eukaryota; Metazoa; Mollusca; Bivalvia; Ostreida; Ostreidae. The transcript is spliced from 6 exons. The record is from RefSeq and is a predicted model, not a curated record.
AUGGUGCGUUUGACUGAAGAUCAUAGGGGUCAGGCCAUUGCACUGCUAAUGCAAGGUCAAAGGCAACAACAGGUUGCAUUGCAGUUUGGGGUUAAUCUCUCUACGAUAGAACGUUUUGUUCGUCGUUUGAGAGAAACUGAGAGGAGACUGAUAGGUUUGGGGCAGGAUAACGCCCGAACUCAUGUAGCCAGAGUGUGCCAAGACUUUCUAGCAAACAAUAACAUUCAAACACUUGACUGGCCCCCAUACAGUCCAGAUUUGUCCCCAAUCGAACAUCUGUGGGACGAACUGGACAGGAGGAAUUCUAAAAGGGAGGAGGAAAAGAAUGAACACAACACGUCACUGAGUCGUAAAAAGUAUAGGGAGGAAAUCAAACAACACAAUGGUGACGUCCAGCUCACCCGAUACAGUAAAUUACCAAUGGAAGAGAUUGCCAACAAACUUACCGUGGACAAAAAGGAUGAUAUUAAUGUCAAACUGAACAAUGACCUUCAGUCUAAUGUCAAGGUCAGCCAGAUGGCGGAGAUUCUGGUGUCAAAGUUCAAACAAGGCUUGGAGCCACCAGUUAAACAAAAAGUGAAAACAACAGGUGUUCUUUUGGCUGCCCAGCCAGAGAGCGAGAUCUGCUAUUUCUGUAAGAAACGUGUGUACAUCAUGGAGAGAAUGUGUGCUGAGGGCAUCUUCUUCCACCGGGGCUGUCUCAAGUGUGAUUUUUGUGAAUGUGGACUGAGAGUCAAUAACUACAGCUGUGACAAGCUAGCAGGAAGUGAGGUGAAGUUCUACUGUUUCCGCCAUUCUAAGCCUGAGAUGAGAUUAGGUCGAGCCAAGAGAAAACGAGCGUUUGAAGAGGACACAUCAAAA